Messenger RNA from Komagataella phaffii GS115, 3765 nucleotides. Its product is annotated as Plasma membrane ATP-binding cassette (ABC) transporter required for the export of a-factor. The record is from RefSeq and is a predicted model, not a curated record. Gene Ontology annotation, cellular component: membrane. Gene Ontology annotation, biological process: transmembrane transport. The transcript has a single exon. The coding region runs from base 1 to 3765 and encodes 1254 amino acids. Gene Ontology annotation, molecular function: ATP hydrolysis activity; ATP binding; ABC-type oligopeptide transporter activity. NCBI's taxonomy places the organism in Eukaryota, Fungi, Ascomycota, Pichiomycetes, Pichiales, Pichiaceae.
AUGGAAAAGAAACGUGAUGAAGCAGUUGUGCUUUCCUUGGACGCAUCGGCCCGUGAGGAUUUGAGGAUCAAUGUGGAAAAUGUCACACUCGUGAGCAAGAACAUUUACAUGUUCAUGGAGCUGAAAAAUGAUUGGUUUUUACUGUUUUUGGGCACUUUCUCAUCAAUUGUUUUGGCUGCUGCACCUUCUGGAAUGACUGUGUUAAUGGGAUUAAUUUUCACUCAGUUACAGAACUAUUUUAGAGGAGAUUACUCGUCAUUGGGAGCAUAUCUAGCUGAUGCAAGGUUGAGCUGUUUCUCCCUAGUGUUGGUAGGAUUAGGCUCGUUUAUCUUCAGUUUCCUCUCGUUUGCAUGUUAUAUGCAAUUGGGUGAAAGACAGCAGUCGAGAGUCAGGAAAAGAAUAUUUGAGUCUCUAUUGUUCAACAGUAUUUCCUGGCAUGAGGCCAAUAAAGAACUUAAUGGGGAACUGGUGCAAAUAAACAGAUGCAUCGAGGAACUGCGUAUUGGCGUUAGUAUAUGUACAGGUCUGGCAAUUCAAGGGAUUCUUUCGGUUCUAGCAUUGUUGAUCACUAGCUUCAUUUAUUCAUGGUCACUAACAUUUGUCAUAAUUAGUACUCUUCCUGUAAUGUUUAUUGUAGUGAUGUUUAUGUCAAGAACAUUGACCAAGCAUACUACCAGAGAAAACGAUGAAUCUAGUUAUGCUGCUAAGAUCGUGGAUUGGGUUGUUAGAUCCCCUAUCAUUCCAAAAAUCUGCAAUGCUCAGACAAUUGAAUAUGAAAAAUUCAAAGACAGAGCGUCUCGUAGUAUGAAUGCCUCCAAUAAAGCCCUGGUUACAAAUGCAUUGAACCUUGGAGCUCUCAAGUUUUUGACCCUAAUGAUGUUCGUCCAAGGAUUCUGGUAUGGAUCUACAAUGGUUAGAAAUGGAAGGCUGUCCGCAGGCGACGUUGUAACAUGCUUUGGUUCAAGCUUGAUGUUGGCACAAACUAUCAGUGGACUGAGUGAGCAGAUUAUUGUUUUCCAGGAAGCUAUCGUAGCAUUGAACAAGGUGGUAGCAGUUUUAGCUAAACCUUGUCAAUCGUUCAGUAGUAAUGAACAUUUGAUCAUUCCUCCCUAUUGCAAGGGAGACAUUUUCUUCAAGAACGUAUCAUUUGAAUAUCCCACAAGAAAGGGUAGAGUUUUGGACGAAGUCUCUAUUGAAAUACCUGCCGGAAAACAUUGUUUCAUUGUGGGCAAGUCAGGAUCUGGAAAGUCUACACUGUCAAAUUUGCUGGUCAAAUUUUACAGCGCCAGCCAGGGAAAAGUCUUUGUAGAUGGCUACGAUAUUGAGCGUGUGAGUAAUGAUUGGUUAACCAAAAACAUCACAUUAGUUCAGCAAAGUUCCUCUUUUUUCAAUGAUACCCUUAGGGCCAACAUUUUGCUUGGUUCAGGGGGUAAACCAGUCUCAGAAAGAGAUUUGAGAAGUGCUAUUGAUACUGUUCUUUUAUCUCAAUUUAUUGAUGACCUCCCAGAAGGCUUGGAAACGGUAAUGAUGUACCAAGGCAUCAGCCUGAGUGGAGGUCAGGAACAGAGACUGGCCAUAGCUCGGGCACUCAUUAGAGAUACACCAAUAUUGAUUUUGGAUGAAUGUGUAAGCGCAUUGGAGGAGUCAUUCAAGUCAAUUAUUCUAAAUUCAAUCAAAGAAUGGAGACAGGGAAAAACAACUAUAUUCAUGGAACAUGAUUACCAGCAAAUCCAAAACGAAGACAAUAUCAUAUUUAUGGAGAAUGGAGAGGUGAAAGAAACAGGAACAAAAGAACAACUGCUAAAGAACCCAGACAGUAAGUUUUCACGUUUAGUGCAGAUCCAACGAAAUAUGAUAAAAGAUACCUUCAGUGAUGAAUAUGAGUCGUCUAUACGAUUGGAGACGAACCCAACAGAUAGAAUUUCAAACGUCUAUCUUAACAGAGUAACGAGAGUUUUUUCGAAUUUCUUUGGCCAACCAGUUGGUCAUAUUGCUGAAAAGGAUCCAUUCGAUGAGAAAAAGGUUUCAUCUGACACUGUUGAGAUAGUCACCAUGGAAGAAAGACCAGAGGAUCUGAUGUCAAUCAUCCAAAUUUUCAGAUUUAUGAACAGCUACCUCUGUCAUAAGUCGUUGAUCGUAGUCGGUAUUCUACUGGCAGUUUUGAAUGGCUCUUGCAAUCCAGUUUUUUCUUGGUGUUUUGCUAAACUAUUGGCUGGCAUAGUACCAGUCGAUUCCUAUGUUGGGAGUGCAAGAUACCUUCUUAAGUGGGCAUUACUAGUGAUUCUGGUGAUCUCAAUGGAUACUCUAACUUUAGUUACCAAAAAGAUUGCCCUUGGUUAUGCCUCGGAAAAAUGGAUUUAUUUGAUUCGAACUAGAGCUUUAAAGAAUCUUUUACUGCAAGAUAUGAACUGGUUCUCAAAUAAGUUGAAUAAACCAGCAGAAAUAUCAGCACUCUUAGUGAACGACUCUAGAGAUCUCAAGAUCUUGGUAUCUAGUCUAUUGGAAGUUAUGUUCACUGGCAUUGUUGUUCUUGUGCUUGGUUCAGUCUGGUCAAUAACAAUUGGCUGGAAACUAUCUUUAGUGGCCAUAUCCGUUGUUCCUUUGUUCUUACUUAGUGCAACACUGUAUGCCCGCCUUUUGGAGACAGCAGAGAAUGGGUACAAAAAUGAGGUGGCCCUUACAGAGAAUCAAGUUCAUGAGGCAACUACAGGAAUCAAGACGAUCAGAUGUCUGAAGCUGGAGUCACAUUUUGUCAGUAAAUUUUCAGCAAAGGUGGAAGCACUACAAGGUAAAGGAACGAAACGAGCAAUCUAUAUUGGAUUUGGGAAUGCGUUAUCUCUUUUCCUAGUAUAUGUUGCUCAAGCAGUUAUUCUUUACUAUGGGAUGAAACUUGUUUCUGAAGAACAGUACACAGUAUCGCAAUUAAUGGAAGUCAUGAGUUUGAUGAUAUUCGCAUUAAUGGGGGUCUCAGAUUUGAUGCAACAGAUACCAGACAUCAGCAGAGGGCAAAGAGCAGGAACAUAUCUUAUAAGGUUACUAGGACUCAAAAGUUCCCCUGUGGAGGUCAAAGGAAAUCUCAAACCCCAGUGCAGAAGUUUAGUACCAGUAAUUGAGUUUGUGGCUGUUGACUUCCAGUACCCACAUGUUUCGGCAACAGCUUUAAACAACAUAUCAUUUAGAGUCAGCAAAGGUGAAGUGCUUGGAAUCGUUGGACCGUCCGGAUCUGGAAAAUCUACCAUCGCCAUGCUAAUAAAUAGGCUCUUCUUUGCCAAAAAAGGGUGCAUUAGGUACAAUGGCGUCAACAUAAAAGACAUUGAAGUUCCAUGGUUCAGAGAACAAGUCACCCUAAUCCAACAAAAACCAACAUUCUUCGAUGGUUCCAUCAGGGAAAACCUGGCUUAUGGAAUGGAAGGAAUUACUGAUCGUUCGAUAUUACGGGCCUUGAAACUGACAAUGAUGGACGAUUACGUUAGAAGCUUGCCCGAGGGAUUAGACACUUUUAUCGGCAGUUUGAAUUCAGUGAUCUCAGGUGGGCAGUCUCAAAGGUUGUCUGUAGCAAGGGCAAUAUUGAGGGAGCCAAGAGUGAUUGUAAUGGAUGAACCAACAUCGUCUUUAGAUCCUGAAAAUACCCAGGGGAUCAAGGAUCUCGUGGAUAAGCAAUUGAGGGCGAGUGGCUACACUGUGAUAAUUGUGACACAUUCUCAGGAGCUGAUGAGGAUUUGCGAUCGGAUUUUAACCAUAGAACAUGGUAAAUUGGUAGGUUAG